This is a messenger RNA of Meloidogyne enterolobii, 742 nucleotides long. NCBI's taxonomy places the organism in Eukaryota, Metazoa, Nematoda, Chromadorea, Rhabditida, Meloidogynidae. The record is from the annotation of a GenBank genome assembly.
GUCAGAACAAAUGAAGCUUCGAAGCAUUAAUGACAUUUCAUUUAAUCAAGUGGUUGUAGUCUCAGGCAUUACAAUUUGUACUUUGGCUGUAAUUUAUUUUUUCCGAAAGUGCAAAGGGUGUGAUGGCCAAAGGACCAAAGGACCGAUAACAUUGGAGAAUUCUGAAGAGAAAUAUGCGCUGAAAUUGAUUGGAAAAGAGGAGGUUUCGCAUGACACAAGACGUUUUCGCUUUGCAUUGCCGAGUGAGAAUCACGUCCUUGGACUGCCGAUUGGACAAUUUAUUUAUGUUAGCGCUAAGAUUGACGAAAAAAUUGUAAUUCGGCCGUACACUCCUGUCACUAGCGAUGACGAGAAGGGUUUUGUUGAAUUCAUUAUUAAGGUCUACCAUCGGAAUGUCCACCCCAAAUUCCCUGAUGGAGGAAAAAUGUCUCAACAUAUGGAUAGCCUUAAAAUCGGUGAUACUCUUGACUUUCGCGGACCGAAUGGUCUAAUUCAUUACAAAGGAAAUGGAAAGUUUGCAAUCAAAGCAACAAAGAAAGGUCCAUCAGUGCCUCGACACUUUGAUGAGAUUGGACUUAUUGCUGGGGGAACAGGCAUAACACCGAUGUUGCAGUUAAUUAGAGAAAUACUUAAACAUCCUGAAGACCCAACCAAGAUUUCUUUGCUUUUUGCCAAUCAAACGGAAGCUGACAUUUUGUUGAAGUUAGUUAAAUUUCAGAAAAAUUGGAAUAAUUUUAAAUAA